AAAAUUUCGUUUAAAACUAAUCAAGGUCAAGGCUGCGAUUUCUAGGCCAAACUAAAAUGUAGUUACAGAUUAUGUUCUAUUUCUGCAAAUCAAAUGAUAAUACUGAAAAUCGCGAGACAUUGCGGUGACGGUAGGUGUACAAUUGUCGCUGUGAUGACACAUUGACAAACAAAAAUGAAAAAAGUGAUUGAAGUGUUAUUAAAACGAUCUUCAAGCAUUUUAAACCAACAAAAGACAGUACAUUCCACGCAAAAAUGCCUGCAAAAGAUCCAUACGUCAUCCGGAGUAGAUCUGCAGCUGGGUAAAACAGACGAUGAUGUGAUAUACCCCGAUCUGCCACAAGUGGGUGUCCCAAACCUCCAAGCCGAGGAGUUACUGAGCUUUAGGGGCCUGGAGACAAGCUUCCCUUGUUUGACCAGAAAUAAAGUGACCGGACCAGAACCGCAAUAUGACAAAAUCAUAUCAGGCUACAAAACAUUCAACUCUGGGCAACCGUUUAAUUUCAAAUACAGCAAAGGUGUCAUACCAGAACUAGUCAUUGCGUACGAAACAUGGGGUGAGCUCAAAAAAGACAAAACCAACGCUGUUGUCAUACAUGCUGGAUUGUCUGCCAGUUCCCAUGCUAAGAGUCAUGAGGACAACACAUCGCCGGGCUGGUGGGAGAAGUUUGUAGGGCCGGGCUGCGCCAUUGACACUGACAAAUUCUUUGUCAUCUGCACCAACACAUUGGGGGGAUGCUACGGGUCAUCAGGUCCAAGCAGUUUUAAUCCAUUGACAAAAAAGAAAUACGCAACCACGUUCCCUGUGGUCAGUGUCACCGACAUGGUGGCUGCACAGUUCCAGGUGUUGGAUCAUCUUGGUAUUCAUCGUUUACACGCCAGUGUUGGUUCCUCUCUGGGAGGGAUGUGCUCACUGACUGCUGCUGCCAUGUAUCCAGACAGAGUGGGCAGGAUGGUCUCUAUUUCAUCCUGCGCCCAGAGCCACCCGUCCUCCAUUGCCGCCCGCUACCUGCAAAGGAAGUGUAUCAUGGUGGACCCAAACUGGAACAAGGGCCACUACUAUGAUGGCAAAUACCCCAAGAUGGGCAUGAAACUGGCCAGGGAGCUUGCAACCAUGGGCUACAGAAGUGGACCCGAGUGGGAUUUGCGUUUCGCUAGGAAACGAAUUGAUGAGGGGAAAUCCCCGACGCUGUGUCCCACCUUCAUUAUUGAGAGUUACAUAGAGUACCAGGGAGAGCAAUUCAGCACGAAGUUUGACCCAAAUUCACUAUUGUAUAUUUCUAAGGCCAUGGACAUAUUCGACAUUGCAGAAGGGUAUAACAGCCUGGAGGAAGCGUUGGAGAGAGUUGUGUGCCCUUCCAUGGUGAUUGGUGUGAAAACAGACAUUCUUUUUCCCAUUAUUCAGCAGCGGGAAUUAGCGACCAGUCUCACCAAGUCAGGCAAUUCACAUGUGACUUUCUACGAGAUAGACUCCUUAUAUGGCCAUGAUACGUUCUUACUGGAUCUAAACAAUAUUGGAGCUGCAGUGAAGGGCUUUUUGGAGACUAAGAUGUCCAACGGCCAUUGAAGUCAGAGCUGAAAACUGUACACUGUCAUUGCAAACAAACCCAAAACAGCUACAAACCAUCUAUCGAUAAGCAAUUAAAACUGGAUGAUUUACUUCAUCAAUUAGUUAUAAACAAUUCUUUUUCCGAAUCCCUUGUAAUGCAUGUUUUUCAGUAUUUAUAAAUUUAACAAAUGCGCAAGCAAGCAAUAAGCAACACAGAAAAUUUGAAGUUUUCUUUACAUGUUAUAAUAGUUAUACCUGUACAUCGAAACAGUCAUUUGUAUCUAGUUAAUUUUACAUGCUAGCAUGAUAUUAUGUAUAGAAGAAAAAUGAGACGAGCUGUGUGAGGAAAAUAUUUCUUCUAGGGAAAUUUAUUAACCCUUAACCCCAUAAAAGCAAAGUGAAAAUGGCUAUGUGCAAACAGCAUGAAACCGGAACAGCCUGCCAGUAACUUUUUGUCUGUUCAGGUUUUAUGCUGUUUGUUGCUCAUCAGUUUCUAAGGUUUGGAGAUGAAGUCUUAAAAUUUGUAAUCUAGUAAGAAAGGUCUUUAAUUGCAUGUAACUUUGUAAGGGACUUCAAAUGCGAGAAAAUACGUAUCUAAUGGGUGAAGGGUUAAACAUUGUAAUCCAGGUGUUAACACAUAACAGGAUGGGUUUGU
This is a messenger RNA of Dreissena polymorpha, 2203 nucleotides long. RefSeq lists its product as uncharacterized. Lineage: Eukaryota; Metazoa; Mollusca; Bivalvia; Myida; Dreissenidae. Bases 175 to 1566 code for a protein of 463 amino acids. The record is from RefSeq and is a predicted model, not a curated record. Gene Ontology annotation, molecular function: homoserine O-acetyltransferase activity; L-serine O-acetyltransferase activity. The transcript has 12 exons. Gene Ontology annotation, biological process: L-homoserine metabolic process.